Molecule: messenger RNA, 5060 nt
Organism: Sceloporus undulatus (fence lizard)
Lineage: Eukaryota; Metazoa; Chordata; Lepidosauria; Squamata; Phrynosomatidae
Gene: ADCYAP1R1
Product: ADCYAP receptor type I
Exons: 18
Coding region: 757-2334 (525 amino acids)
Biological process (GO): cell surface receptor signaling pathway; adenylate cyclase-modulating G protein-coupled receptor signaling pathway
Cellular component (GO): neuron projection; plasma membrane
Molecular function (GO): G protein-coupled peptide receptor activity; peptide hormone binding; vasoactive intestinal polypeptide receptor activity
Source: RefSeq, a predicted model, not a curated record
UCCAGCCAAAACCUGGGCAUUUUCCCCCUGCGAGACAAAAAGCAAGAGAUCCCUUCUGUGUAACCUUGCCUUGAGCAUCCUUCCCUUCCAAAGCAAAGGCAUCGGGUGCUUUUGGGGAUUCUCUUUGAUCUCCAUCCUCUUGAGCUUCAUCAGCUCUUCCCAAAAAAAGACCACCCCCCCCGUCCAUUUCUCAUUCUAUUUUAUCUUUUUGCUCCUUUCCAAAAAAUCCCAGCCUCUCCUUAGCUUUUUAAUAUAUAUGUGUGUUUUUCCCUGCUUGCAAGAAAUGGCUUCGUAGCCAAAAUGAGGUUGGAGAUGGGAAGCCAAGGACUUGGUCCCCAGUUUCAAGGUGUUAGUCCUCACUGAGGACAGGGCUUGGAAAUUCAUAUCUUUGGUAUAUGGGGGAUUUUUGUUUUAUUUUGCAAAGGAAAGAACAACUUGCAAGGAAGGCUGUCUCAUCCUGGCAGCUGCAAGGAGGGAAGCACUCCCUUGAUUUUAUUGAAAUUAAUUUUUUUCUGGGGGGAAAAGGAACUUCCCCAGGUGGACUUUCUCCAGACUGGACUGCAGUGGUUCACUUUCUCUGAAGGGAGGCUGAAAGUGGAGAGAGAGAUACUGCUGAUCUUGGGAAUCUCUGGCUCUUCUCUUCUGGGUCUGGAAAGAGACUUGAAGAGUCUAGAAUAGAGAUUUUGAGCAUCUGGAGCACCACUGGAAAAGUUUUAAUCCGCUUGCCGAACACGACCCCUUUGAUUGUUUGUCAAGAUGGCCUUCAUCUGGAAGACUUGCAUCUUUGUAAUAAUACUUCUCCCUGUGGCUACUUCAAUGCAUCCAGACUGUUUAAUGAGGAAGGAACAAGAGGCCUGCUUAGAGACCAUCCAGAAAUUGACUGCCUUAAUCCCACUAAAUGAAUCAUCUCCAGAUUGCAAAGGGAUGUGGGACAACAUCACCUGUUGGAGGCCUGCCUUUGUGGGCGAGGCCGUCCAUGUGAAAUGCCCAGCACUCUUCACCCUGGUGAACUUCGAUUACGGCUGGGAUGUGAAUGGUAUGGCCUACGCUCAACCAGGUGAUUUGGAAUUACUGGAAAAUUCUGAUGAAAUGUUAGGUGCCAUACCAGGUUUCAAGGUCAGCAGGAACUGCACUGAGAAAGGCUGGUCAGAACCUUUCCCCCAUUACUAUGAUGCCUGUGGAUUUAUUGAGAAUGAAAACGUAUCUGAUUACAACCAGGAUUACUACUACCUCUCAGUAAAAGCUCUCUACACAGUUGGUUACAGCACGUCCCUGGUUUCACUCACCACCGCUAUGGUGAUCUUGUGCCGUUUCAGGAAACUGCACUGUACCCGGAACUUUAUUCACAUGAACCUCUUUGUUUCCUUCAUCCUCCGAGCCAUAUCCGUCUUCAUUAAGGAUGGAGUCCUAUACGCUGAACAAGAUAGCAACCAUUGUUUUGUCUCAACGGUGGAAUGCAAAGCAGUGAUGGUCUUUUUCCACUACUGUGUGAUGUCCAACUAUUUCUGGCUCUUCAUUGAGGGACUGUACCUCUUCACCUUAUUAGUAGAAACCUUCUUUCCAGAAAGGAGAUACUUCUACUGGUAUACCAUCAUUGGAUGGGGAACGCCCACCAUUUGUGUCACUGUCUGGGCUGUCCUUCGACUUCACUUCGAUGAUGUUGGCUGCUGGGACAUUAAUGGCAACACAGCCUUGUGGUGGGUGAUCAAAGGCCCCGUGGUUGCAUCAAUAAUGAUCAACUUUUUGCUUUUUGUUGGCAUCAUCAUCAUCUUGGUUCAGAAACUUCAGUCACCUGAUAUUGGAGGCAACGAAUCAAGCAUUUACUUCUUCAUGGUGGAAAGAAACGAGAAACAUGGCAUAUCCCAUCGCAGCUGCGUUCAGAAAUGCUACUGUAAAUCCAACAGGGCUAACCAGCACUCUUGCAGGAUGUCUGAACUAUCCACAAUUACCUUGAGGCUGGCCCGUUCAACCUUGCUGCUUAUUCCACUCUUCGGGAUUCAUUACACAGUGUUUGCCUUUUAUCCAGAGAAUGUCAGCAAGAGAGAGAGGCUGGUGUUUGAACUGGGACUGGGAUCUUUCCAGGGCUUUGUGGUUGCUGUCCUUUACUGCUUCUUGAAUGGGGAGUUUCUCCCUAAAGGUGCAAUCAGAAAUAAAGAGGAAAUGGAGGAGCUGGAAAGUCAACCGGUACUUUGCUGUGGAUUUCAAGCAUCGCCAUCCCUCUCUCGCAAGCAGCGGAGUGAACGGGGGGACGCAAUUGUCCAUUCUGAGCAAGAGCAGCUCACAGAUUCGCAUGUCAAGCAUAAAUGCGGAGAACCUGGCAACAUGAGUGCAUAAAACAACUUCCUUUCCCGACUCCUUCCCAGAAAGCGAGAGAAAAUCCCUUUGAAAACAAACAAAAAAAGUCAUCAUCAUGGUGGCGUGGGUUGUUCCGUGUGUCUCUCUGUGUCUUUUUUUUAAAAACCCACCACCCUUUUAUUAUUAAGAGAAACAAGAUCAUUCUGGAAACAUGAAACGCGACAUCUCAGAUCCGUGGAAGAGCUGGUGUUGAAAGGUAUUGUAAAUACACAAUGGUGAUCAUCCAGAAAAGAAAAGACAUUCAACCCACCCACUAUCCCAGUGAGCUGCAGAUAAUUCCAUCAUUGGCCUUGCAUUUCUGGUGAUCGUUGUGCCAUUGUGAACUUUGGUUGCCAUACCGAUAUAUGUGAAAGAACAUCUCAUGGAUUUUGUUUCCUGCCUUCAUUGUCAUUUCAAGUAUACCUGUUCCCUCCAUCUUGGACCAUUCUCCCUGUGCUUUCUCAAGACUUAGAAUGUAACUCAAACCCCUAGAUGGGAUCAUUACCAGCCUUGACACUUUGAUCAUUGAGACGGAUUCCAGCAGAAGCAUUCAGAACAUCAAAUGUAUCUGUGGAGGGCACACUGAAUAGAAUAGAUCCCACAGAUUGGCGAUUCACACACAAAAUGUGGAGUCAUUGGUGUUUUUCUGCCUCCAGGAAUGCAUCAGAAAUGUUGUGUUAAGCUGUGAAUUUUCUAAAAGAGCUGUCCCAGCUAAGAUAGAGCUAUAUUUUUGCAAUUGAUGGGUCAUUUUCUUUUUCUCUUCAUUUUUUUUUAAAGAAAAGCAAAACAGACAUGGAAGCCAAUGGAAACCUGUAUGUUUCCCCCCCCCCCCCCACGUUAAAUAUCGAUGAAUUCUAGGAAUGUAACUUCUUUUGGACUACACUUGUCAUUGAAAUCUUUCCACGGAAAGGAGGUUAAAACUGAAGGUAGUGACCCCUCCAAUGGCUGGCGUCCACUGGGGGUUGCACAAAGUGUGAUGCCUUUGUCACGCCAAGGUUCGCACCAAAAGGGCUAGGAUGCAAAUUCUGUGGAUUAUGUAGCCAAUAAAAUAAAAUAAAACCACCCACCCGCAAAACGUGAAAUUCAUCAUGGUGAUUCCCAGAAGGUCCAACUGAAUGACCCAAUGCUAUGCGAGACAAAUAAGAAAGACUUUGCAAAUGGGAGAAAUGUAUAUUUUUGUUGAAUGUAAGCACUUUCUUCAGCUGACCAUUUGAAGCCUAAAUCCAAAGGCUAGACCCAGCCAGAGUAAAUCCUUUGAAUCAGGGGUUCCCACAACUCCAAGGGAUACGAGUGGCUUAUGUCCUUGAGUGAUGUGUCACGAGCCAUCACUCAUUUUGUUCAGAAUAAAUUAGAAUCUAAUUGCUCAGUUUAGAUUUGCAUUUUAUGCACUGAGUUAAAAGCAUAUUUUUAAUGUUCUAUUUCUUUACGCACAGUAUGGUAUGUUAUUCAAUUUGUGGUUCAAAAAUUAGAAAUUAGACCUCUUCAUCUUCAAAUGUGAUACUACGUUUGUAGGGGGUGUGAACAUAAAUCAAAUCUUUUGAUAUAAUGUUGAUAUCAUUGAAUCAAAUGAUGAAUGAUAAGUUGGCACUUAGGUAAUUCCCAUGGAUUCAAGGGAUCUACUCCUGAAACAUGAACAGCAAUUGGAUUUAUGUCAGUGUUUAUUUAGCUGAGGAAAGGUCAUUUAAUGCCUUUGAUUUGGGGUUGGAGGAAGGAGGAAAAUCCCUUAUUGAUCCUGCCUUACAGUCAGAGCCACAACCGAUACGUAGCUACUUCAGCCGAAUUAUAGCAAUGAUGUCAAUUUUUUAGGAGGCCUUGUGCAAUGCACAAAGUCUCCAAAGGACUCUUCUUAUUCCACUGUGGAUUGUUGGAGCCUUUCUAGAUGUUUCAAUGUCCUCUCUAACAUGAGUGUGUACACUUCUCUCUCUGUGUGUGAGUGUGUCCACAUUUUAAAAAGGAAUAUAUAUUUGUUUUUAAUGUAUAAUAUAUCUAUAUAUAUCUAUAUAAUAUUUUGUUAAACACUAAGGAAUGAAUGCAAGCUAGCUAUGGCCAAGACAUUUGCAAUGAAAGGGCUGGUUCUUUCUCCUGAGUUUAAAUGAAUGGAAUUGCUUUUCUAAAAGGUUUGGACAGGAGGUGUGGUGGACAGGAGACAUUUCUCUUAAAACAAUCUGGAACCUGAUUCAUAUAUGUUGAGCCACCCAACCUUUUUACAUAGCAAAGGAAUGAGCAUGCAAAUGCACAGAUUCUCACCAUAUGUUAACAUCUGAUACUGGUCCUCAGUACACAUGGUGGCAUGCUUUAUGUGAUUCUUUCCUCUAGGACAGAGGUUCUCAAACUUUGGUUUCCCAGGUGUUUUGGACUUCAUCUCCCAGGAGCCCUAGCCAGCUUGGCCAACAAUCAGGAAUUCUGGGACCUGAAGUCCAAAACAUCUGGAGGACCAAAGUUUGGGAACCACUGCUCUAGGACAAAAGAGAUGUUUGUAUAUAGACUUCCAUACAGAUUCUUCAUGUGGUGGUUACAUCAGCUGUAUGGUGGAACUGAGGACCUCACCAGGACUGGCUUAGGCAAGGUGAGGCAAUAGCCUCAGGAGUCAGAUGCUGGAGGUGGCAGCAGUCACCUUCAUCUCAUUGUUCCUCCUAAGCCUUUGGGAUACUGGUGCAUGUCCGGAGGAGGGUGACUAAAAUUGUUAAAAUUUUAGAAGCCAUGUGCUAUGAGGAGUGGCUUAGAGA